Messenger RNA from Triticum turgidum subsp. durum (durum wheat), 438 nucleotides. Lineage: Eukaryota; Viridiplantae; Streptophyta; Magnoliopsida; Poales; Poaceae. The record is from the annotation of a GenBank genome assembly.
AUGGCCGGGGGUAGGAAUCCUGAGAAGAAGAACACGGACAGACGGAGCUGCUCCAUGGCGUCGAGGCAGGGGAGGAAGCGACCAUCGUCCAUGGCGUCCCGGUGCUCGAGCAAGGACGGCAUCCUGGAUCUAGGAGGCAGAGAUGAUGGAUUGAGGAAGUUAGGAACGGCUGUGAGGAGGAGAUCGAGUAGAUGGACGCACCUGAGUCAUCGGAGCCACGCCGACCGAAACCCUAGCGACGGGAGCCAGUCGCGGUUGGCGCUGGAGGACGCGCGUGAUGGAUCUCGACAGGGAACGCCAGCCUCCCAAAGACCCGCCGGUAGAGAGCGCCUACUCGAUCUAGAGGGAGGGAGUGGGGGUGGGGGCAGCUGCGCCUGCUCGAUCCAGAGGCAGGUAGGUGGGAAGGAGGGAUUACUGCUGGAUCUGGCCACAAGAUGA